AUCUGUUCAUGUUAAUCCAAAUACUAAUAGGAUUAUGUGGAAUGAGAUCAAUUGUUCUCAACUCAGUGGUAGAUUCAUUGAAUAUAAUGUACUUAUACAGAAUGUAUAUGUAAAUGAGCUUGUGUUUGGUACUGAGUAUAACAUCAGUGUAGCUGCUGUCAAUUCUGUUGGAAGAGGUCCCUUCAGUGAUCCUAUUUUAGUAGAGAUUGGAGCUACUACUAGCAGCAGUUGUAAUGCAUCUAAUGAUGGUGCUGCUAUUGGACUGGGGAUUUUUGUAGCUAUAUUGAUGAUUCUAUUAGCUGUUAGUCUUGCUGUCAAUAUCUACUGCUUUAUAAAAUUUAUAUACCCUGUGAUUGCCACAAAAACAAGUAAAUCUUCUGCUGAAGAAUCAAAUAAAAAUGAUGAAGACAUAACAAUGAAAGAAUGUGAAUCGUAUGGUCUUCAUGAAUUAAAUAAAGCAGUAAUUUAUGAGGAGUGUGAUAAUAAACUCCCUGUUGUUGAUGAAUCUACUACUCAUAAAAAACCAGUUAAAUCUUUUGUUGGUGCAUCUACUACUGAUGAUAAACCAGUUAAACCUAUUGUUGGUGGAUCUACUACUGAUGAUAAACCAGUUAAACCUGUUGUUGUUGUUGAUGAUGAACCACCUGCUGCUGCUGUACCUCCUGCUGUUUAUGAAGCAUUGGAUACUGAUGAUGUCAUACACCAUGUUGAUGACAUUAACAUAUAUGAAACAUAAACUAAACUUUUUUGAUUAUGCACACAUGCAUACUGGAUUAAUUGCUGUACUAAUAGAUAGUGGGACAUUAUUCAAAUAACAUUAUAACAAGCUUUAGAGUA
Messenger RNA from Amphimedon queenslandica, 837 nucleotides. RefSeq lists its product as uncharacterized. The record is from RefSeq and is a predicted model, not a curated record. Gene Ontology annotation, molecular function: protein binding. NCBI's taxonomy places the organism in Eukaryota, Metazoa, Porifera, Demospongiae, Haplosclerida, Niphatidae. The coding region runs from base 35 to 736 and encodes 233 amino acids. The transcript has 4 exons.